AAAAACAAACAAACAAAGGCAUAACAAUUAGUGUCACUAAGUCUACAGAUGUAUGUAAAGUCACAAUGUUUCAUGAAACAUCCAGGGCACAAAUCAAUAAUUUAAGGAUUUCAGACCAUCUAACAUUAUAUUUCUCUCACGUAAAAAGAUAGAUACUGUGUAACUACAAGGCAGGAUAGCUGCUGUACAAUAAUUCUGUUUCUUUACAGUACAUCAUGUAAAAUUCCCCUAUUUAAAUGUACAGAAUACUGUACUUUAUUUACUUCUAAAAAAAUCCAAGCAUAUUAGUUUAUUCAAAGCCAGAAUUGUUUGGCUUUCCUAAAAGUAAAACAGUGAAGAGACACAAACACUGGAACAGCCAGUUACUACUCUGAAGUGUGUCAACAAUCCCCAUAAUUGGCCCCACAUGCAGCAACAAGUUAUCAGGCGUAACAGGAAGGCUGUUCAUCAAAGUUAAACGCGUAACCAUCAAGCCUGCAUGAUGAAAUCAGACUCAAAAGACCAAAACCAGGAAGCAGAAGUAGGUGGUGAAACGACCAAACAGAGAAUUAGCUGUCAAGCAUAAAUUUAACUGACAGCCCUCUGAGAAAUCGACAUUUGGAUCGAGACACUUAAAUAAUCAGAUCUGAAUCACCACAUAUCUUCUGAGAGCCUGAACACAGGGAGCAGGAAAACUUUGAUGCCCGGACAUGUUAGACGGGCACAAGACACACACAGGUAAGAGAGGUAACAGCAUCAAAAUCUGCAGCAAUGAAUUCUACACUGCGAUUAUGGAUGAAGACUUGAGACGCAUUGAAGGCCUGUCAAAGAAGUACGGCAACAAGUGUCUUAUUGAGAAACAAGGUGGUGCAUCUGGGGACGUUUUCUGGAAGGGCUUCACUAUCCUUCCGCUUCAUCUGGCUGCCUCUUACAGAAGAGUUCACAGCAUGCAGAGUCUGCUGUCAGCUGGGGCAGACAUUGAAAUGAGGGACCAGCUCGGUCGAACCCCACUGCACUUGGUGAUAAUCGGAUGGCCGAGGAUCCUGACUACUUGGCCGAAACCAGAUUCCAAAUUCCAGACUGCUGUGAUGGGCAUGUGUAGGCAGGCGGAGGAUUGUGUAAGGCUUCUCUGUGAGCACGGAGUAAACAUCAAUGCAGAGGUAGAGGGAGAAAGUCACCAAACAGCUCUCCACUUGUCAGUACGCUACAAGGCUCUGUCUGCUGUCCAGAUUCUAGCUAGCUAUGGUGCUAAUGUUAAUGCUGUGGACAGCAGUGGGAUGACACCGCUGCAUAUGGCUGCAGGGAUCCUCCAUAAGGAUAUAGUAGCCAGUUUGAUCAGGCAGGGAGCAGACAUUAACAUGGGGGUGCAGCAGUCUGGGAACACUCCUUUGCACUUAGCUGUCAUAGCAUUGGCUACCAAGUCCACAAAAACCCUUGAAGAUGGCAUUAGCUGCAUCAUUGAGCUGCUUGAGUCAGGGGCCGAGCCCAACGCAGUAAACAAGGCUGGAACGACACCUCUGCAGGAUGCAUGCAGCAUGGGCAACGAGGAGCUGGUGGACCUGCUGCUGAGGUACGGAGCAAACAUCAACAAACUAAGCAAAGCUGGAGAGAACUGUCUCUUCCUGUUCCUGAACCACCUGCCUAAUGUGAGGAACAGCUCUCUGUUGCUGAAACUCCUCAGCCUGACUUCUCCGCUCACCAUCUACAACCAAAACGGACGCCUGCCCUCAACUCUGACACAACCUUGUUUUGUUAAACAGAGAGAGCAACUACUGACAGUUAUUCAGCAGCCAAGGAGACUUCACGAUAUUUGUAAGAGUGCCAUUUUUCUGAAACAUGUCCACGGCAGGACAGAAGAAUUGAAAAGAGUCAUGCCUGAGAGGUUGUAUGAUUUUGUCUUCAACCACUGGGAGAACACACACAACAUCUCCUUUGAUACCGACAGCGAACAGGACGUUUUAAAUCACGUAUUUGAUAUUAUUCCUAGUUGACAUUUGUGUGUUAAUUCAUAAGCUCAACCCUACAGACAUAUCCUGAUCAAAUAAAAUCAAUAAACCUAC
Stegastes partitus (bicolor damselfish) is the source of this 2039-nucleotide messenger RNA. Its product is annotated as ankyrin repeat domain-containing protein 61. NCBI's taxonomy places the organism in Eukaryota, Metazoa, Chordata, Actinopteri, Pomacentridae. The transcript is spliced from 5 exons. The record is from RefSeq and is a predicted model, not a curated record. Gene Ontology annotation, molecular function: protein binding. The coding region runs from base 690 to 1970 and encodes 426 amino acids.